AUGGGGAAGAAAAUGGAGAAGCUGUUACCUGAAGCACCAUCCGUUCCUCAGCUGGACAUGGCCCGCACUACUGAAGAGCUAAAUGAGCAACAAAAGGAAGACAGGGAGCAGCUCCUCAACACCAUCAAGGCCAGCAUCAAAAUCAUCAGUGCUGCACCUUCAGCACCUACCCUUCAAGCUGUCAGGAAUGAAAUCAGAAAGACAUCUGAGUCCCUGCAGUUUGCUCAUUCCAUGCACGAUACCAGAGCUGAGAAACAACUUAGGAAACUCUACCUCCCAAACAUUGAAGAGCGAACAGAAACCAAGGAAGCCCUCAAGGCUUUUGGUGCAUAUUUGGAGGGGAGAAUUUAUCAGCUGGAAAAUCAAUUGCUGGAUGUAGAGGGGCAGUUGGUGCAUAUCCACAAUGGUAGGAUAAUGAUGAGAUCCACCAUUGUUCACCUCACUGCUGUGAUUAGCGAUCUACUGAAGGACGCAGAGAAGUGGCUCCCCGAAGCUGAAGUAAGAAGAUUAAGAGACCAGCUUGGGAGAAGGCCACUUACGCAAGAGGAACUAGAUGCUGAAAAGAAUUCUGAGCUGGUUGUUCCCCUUCUCACUUUCACUUUCACUUUUCACCUCCAUCCAUUUCCCCCCUUGCAUUUCUUCCUAUUUCCCUCCAUCCAUUUCCCCCCUUGCAUUUCUUCCCGUUUCCCUCCAUCAGUUUCCCUCCAUCCAUUUCGACCGGCCGUUGCCCUCUUUGUCGUCUCGUCUCUGUUGAAGUAUUUGAUAUUUGCUGUGGUUGCGAGCUUAGGGCUUCUCUGUCUUCGGUGUGGUUGCGAGCUUACUCAUCACAUUUGUUGUGGUUGCGUUUCAUAUUUCACAUCUGAGGAGAGCCAGAAGCUUCUCGAUCAAACUUCGGCGGCCAGACUAAUCACUCAGCCGCCGGAUUUCUCUGGUAUCAACGACUUGACGGAGAUUCUCGCCGCCGCCACUUCCGGUCAGUUGCUAACGAUCCGCGAGCUUUGCACCCUUCGCCGCACACUCACAGCCGCAAGGGAAUUGUUCGAUCAUUUGAAACACUUGGAUUCCGCUGCUACUCAUCCGCAUAGUUGGAGACAUUUCACCAUAUAUUCUCUUGUGCACAUUUGCAUCGACCGUUCGUUGAGAUUUUUUACUUCAGGUCUUUCAGUCAGGAGUAUGGAAGACGAUCAUGAUAGGAGUUGGAUGUACAAUCGUCUAACUGAUAGAAGACAACUAACUCGAGCAUUCUUGGAGGGUUUGGAAACGUUCAUCCAAUUUGCUCUGGAGCAAAUAGACAAAUGAAGUCUAAUUACAUACCAAAGUCAAGGAUCCAGGGAGCUUCAGCAUUCCAUGCACUAUAGGAAAAGUGGAAGUGGACAAUGUUUUAUGUGAUCUUGGAGCUAGCAUCAAUGUCAUGCCACUCUCCAUGAUGAAGAAGCUUAGGAUUACUGAAGUGAAGCCCACAAAGACGAUAGUGCAACUGGAUGAUCGCUCUUCAAAGCAAGCUUAUGGCAUCAUUGAGGACAUAUUGGUAAAGGUAGGCAAAUUCAUCAUUCCUGUUGAUUUUGUCAUCCUUGACAUUGAAGAAGAUGUCACGAUUCCUAUGAUUUUUGGAAGACCCUUCUUGGCAACUUCAGGAGCACUGAUUGAUGUACUUAAAGGUGAGUUGAUCUUACGGGUAGACGGAGAGCAAGCAAUUUUCAAAUUCUUUGACAAAGAAGUCCCCUCAUCCGUAGCUCAACCGGAAGAUCAAGUCUACUUUAUUAGUGAAAAAAAGGUGAAGAAGAACACAAUGAGGAGUCUUCUCAAGAAAGUAAACCAAAAGUUAAGAUGGAGAAGCUCAGUAGCAAAGGAAAGCAUGUAAAAGUCAAGUUCAAAGUUCCUGAGACUACUUUACCUCAUCCAUAUGCAGAAGAGCACUACGGUAGGACACAAUUUUUGAAUGAUAGAGCUUGGUUAUCACCAAGCUCAUGCUUUGAGCCACCAUGAAAGUAGAUCAGGUACGUCAAGCUCGUGACGUUAAACAAGCGCUAAUGGGUAGGCAACCCAACACUUUACUGUUUUUAAUUUCACUAUUUUAGUUAUUUUUACUUUGAAUUAAAUAAUAAAAAUACAAAAAUAUAGGAGAAGGUGUUGAGACUAAUGGCUAUCAUUGAGUGAAUUUUACAGGUGAAGAAAAUGGAACAAAUAACAAGAGAAUGACUAGUUGUUUUUAUUUUUCAACGUGUUUUCUUUGUAGAUUUAAAUCUGUUGCUGAGGACAACAACAUUUAAAUCUGGAAAUGGGAAACACGCAGUUCAUCAAGCACAAUUGAGUAUUUUGACAUAAAAGAAUGCUAAUGGAGCAAAAAGAAUGCAAGGAGAUGAUGGAAUACCAAAGAAAGCCUCAAGGGAAGCAAGUUACAAGUGUUUACAAGCUGAAGGAUAGUGUUUUAGCGCCCCAAGAGCGCGUUAAAACGCUCUAAUAAAGGAAAGCAGCUUGAAGGAGAGCGUUUUAGCGCCCUGAUGAGCAUUAAAACGCCCUGACAGCCACAAUUUCCAUUCGAAGAGAGCGUUUUAGUGCCCUGAAGAGCAUUAAAACGCCCUGAGGCAGACAAGAAUACACAAAGAGAGCGUUUUAGCGCUGUAAUGGGCGCUAAAACGUCCUGACGCGAUCAAAUUCAGGCCCAUGGAAGAUUUCGUAUCUUAAUCAAGAUUUGAACCUGAUUUCAGGGAGAUUAGAAGAGGAAUUAAAAAGAUAUAUUCUCCUCUAUAAAUAAAGGGCCUUGGGACCAAAUGAUUGAUAUUCAACACCAGUCCAGAGAAUUACAUAGAGACCUGAAGGAGGAAUCCUGUUGCGAAGCGCUGGAACACUGAGGAACCAAGUCAACAUCACAUCAAUGGAGGCUUGGGGUUCUCUUUUCUUUACUAUUGUUUUUGAAUUCAGUAUGUUAGGCUAAACUUUUAUGUAGUUAGGGGUAGAUGGAACCCAAUUGAAUCUUUAUGUUUAUGAAUUAAAUUG
Messenger RNA from Gastrolobium bilobum, 2997 nucleotides. RefSeq lists its product as uncharacterized. The transcript is spliced from 7 exons. Bases 1 to 1299 code for a protein of 432 amino acids. The record is from RefSeq and is a predicted model, not a curated record. Lineage: Eukaryota; Viridiplantae; Streptophyta; Magnoliopsida; Fabales; Fabaceae.